GAUUUGUCCCCCGAUCACACCUGCCACUAGCACAGACUCGCCGCCCCCUGCCCUCUACCUAGAACCGCUUUUGCUCAGCCAUUUUUGCACAUUUAGAAUUCACAGGAAAAGAGAAGCCUGAAUCAUGUUUUAAAUUCACUUCCUAUAACCAGACAACGCUGAAAAAGGGGGAUACUUCACCAGUCAGCCAGGAUUCGGAUCCUGGUCAUAUGGGCGAUGAACUCACGUUUUCGCUCGACGACUUGCAGAAACGGGACAUAUUGGGCCGGUCGUUGCUACACUUUCUGGCCAUCUCGAACGACGUGCCGAGCCUGGUCAAGGUGCUGAAGUUGAUCACGAAGACCAACAACCACCACUGCUUGCUUGCCGAAGACGUAGAGAACCAUUGGAAUGUGCUUCACUUUGCCAUCGACUCGUUUAACUUCGCUUUUGUGAAAACCAUCUUGAACUUCAGCACUCCGGUGCUGGGGAAAUUGCUUAAGCACAAGGAUAAGAACAACCUCACCCCGCUGGAUCUGCUGCAGACCUUCAAAACCACCUUCGACGCUUCCAGUAGCUUGGUGUACUCCAUAGACCCAGAGGGUAAUUACAAGUCGAGACCACGCAUGGACCCGUCGUCCGCUGCAAGCCACUCAUCAUUAUCGUCUUCCCUUAUACUAUCUCUUCCUAGCGGCGAGUUCUCAGAGAUCAGUCUUACCGACAACUUAUUCCCGCCACCCUCUCCAAAUCCGUUGCUACCCUCCAUAGUCUCCAAGUUCAUGUCUUCUUCUACUCACUCGGCUUUGAUUACAACAGCAGGCUACUUAUACAUUUCAAACCCUCAGCCGACUUUAUUCAACUCCUCAUUUUGCAGGAUAAAGUUUUUUGACAACCUAUACGAAAAUGGAGAAAAGGUUACAGAUGUCGCCUUGACUUCCGGUCAUACUGUUGUCUUGACCUCCCUUAACAGAGUAUUUGCCUUCGGCAAUAAUGUCAAGAGGCUGAACUUGUACCCAGCAUCAAGCUCUUCCAGCAAUUACCAUUACUCUCAAGAUUUACACUCCUUGAUACCUAUCUCCAUCUCAGUGAAGAACAGAUCCUCUUCUAUAUCUCCACCGACAUCUGGCACUUUGCCCAGUGGUAACAACUUUAGUGCAUUGGGCGCUUUGGGCUCAUUUGCAAACCUAGAUUCGAGUGCUGCAGAUGCAGCUUUCAGCUUCAGAGGAGUUGCUGCUUCAAAUAAUCAUACCGUGGUCUACUCCAAGCUGUCCCUCCAUAUACACGGUUUGAACCUUGGACAAUUUGGCCCACUGACAAACUCGAUACAGACUUCUAAUAAGCCAGCUGAAAAAAAUCAGGGCUUUUUAUCGACUGCAUUAUCUGCUGUCGCUUCAUCAGCCCAUUCACCUUGGAAAUACGAAGACGAUCCUAUACACCAAGUCGUAGCGCUUGAUCUGGCAACUUUGGUAAUCACCCAGUCCAGCUUAAUACAUGUUUACGUUGCUGGACUACACGUGAAAAUUUCUUUACCCUUCAACAAAGACCUGAAGGAUUCUUGGAAUAAGUUCAAACCAAGAGUUUUGAGUAUGCCGAGAAAGAUUGUCAAAAUGUUGGCCCCUUUGUCGCCAGAUCAUUUUAGUGGAGAAAAAGCCGUAAACAACUCGGCUGGAAAUUUGCACUCAACCUAUUCUGUUCUAACACUUUUGAAUUCAGGGGAGGUUUAUGUGUUUACAUUCCCAAGGUACUCGUCCUCGAAAGACUCCUUCAAAGAAUCUGUCAAGUUCACGUUGAUAUGGAACCCUGCUAGAACAGAAAUGAGAGCUACGGAUGUUUCUGUAGGGGCAUUGGAAACUAACAAUACGACGGGAAUAGGUGCUGUAUUGUGCACCCAAAGCGGAGAAGCAUUCAAGCGUACCAAAACUAAAUGGGUCCGAAUCAAUGAUGUGUCAAAAAUCAAGAAUGUUGCUGUUGGAUACGGUUUUCCAAUUAUAGGAAGUUUUAGUACCGAUGAUAAUCAAUUCAAGACGAUAUUACUUCGUCAAGAGGACAAGAUGCUCAAACAUGAAAUUUUGCCUUCGAAAAUAAUUGUUGAUUUUGCAAAGUUGUCACCUUUACAAGGACAUCUAGGAUUCAAUGAAAGCGAUGUGCCUAAGCAAUCUGCAGGGUGUGAUGUCGAUUUCUUCUCGAGCUGUGAAUAUGGAGAUACGGAUACUUAUGGAGACUAUGACCACGAUUUUUCAGAUAAACAGAUUGAAGAUAUCAAGCUUGGAAUUAAAUUCGAGAAGCAUAUCAAUCCGCUGACCUAUAAGCACAGGAAAAUUUCACAUGUCCCUUUUCUAGACUCAAAAGCUUCUGUUGAUAUAAGUAUGGGGAUACAUGAUUUUAUUGAUGAAUCCAUGCCUCAUGUUGCGACUAAGUUUAGCAACUUCUAUGAUUACGAGGUUGCGGUGAAAAAUCCAGCGGGUGACACACAACUGAACCUGUUUGUGCACAAGAAAUUCUUGUUCAAUCGAUUGGGAUUCAAACAUUCAACUUACUCCCUUGAACGAAAAGAUCUAAAGUUUGACUUUGGUGAGUCUAGCGCCACAAUAAUUGGAGAUAUGGACGUUAGAAAUGUCGCUCUAUUUCUUCAUAUGCUUUAUACUGAUGUUGCAUAUGAUAUAUGGAAUAACAGCGACCAUGCAUCAGCAUCUUUGAAGACUGGAUGGGACAGAUUACUUUAUUCAUUCCCUACUGUAAAUCUGGUGAAGGCCAUUCGUGCGACAUUCACUGAUGAUAGUACUGGUGACAUUACUGUGAAAUUAUUAGAUGGAGAUGUUACCACAAACAGAUACUUAUUGUCAUGCCGAUGUGAUUAUUUCAAGCAAUUUUUCACUGAAUUCUGGUCUCAGUCGAACGUUCUCGACUUUUCUCAUGUAUCUAAAUACACCUGGAGCUUGGUAAUGAAAUACCUUCGUGGUGAUUCUAGUGAUGAGAUAUUUUACAAUACCAUAAAGGAACUUGCCACGUGCUGUUCGGAGAACAUAUCUCAGAGAUGCACAAACAAGAAAAAAUCCAAUAGACUUCUUCCUAAAGAAGAGGUGAAGGAAACUGGAUUGCAAUCAUCCGAUGAUUUUGUCAAUAUAGUGCUAGAGGUAUUGUAUUUCUCGAAUGAGUUAUUAUUACCUAACUUGCGAGAGCUCUGCGAACUCGCUAUUAAGGACUGCAUGAAUUUUGAUAAUUACGAUAUAUUUUUGCAACAUGCGUUUAUCUCGGGGUCCAAACAAUUGUUUGCAAACUGUGGUUGGUUUAUAUUUAGCAAUCUCACAUUGUGCUAUAAAGACCAACGUCUAAACGCAAACGUAAUUGGAGAGGACUGUGCAUGUGCCCUUGAAGCCAAGAUCCAUGAAUUAGUGGAGAUCUAUAUUCCAGACAGGAAGAAGCUCAAGCCUAAAAGUCCUUCACGCUCAAAACAGAGCUUGAGGAGGAAAAAACUUUCGAUUGUUAAUGAAAAUGAGUAUCACAAUACUGCUUCAUUUAUCCGAAACACCGAACAGUUCAAUGAAUAUUAUUUACAUCCAUACCUUUGGGAUGAGCAUGGUAUAUCAGAAGACCAGAUAAUACUGCGUACUCCAAUGAAUAGAAGAAAAUCUCAGACACCUAUUUUCAAAAAUCUCAGAUCUAGUUCAACUUUUUUGAGUUCUCCAGUAGAUGCAGCAGACUUUAAACAGGAGGGAAGCUUACCUCACAUUGCCACAGGUUUAGCCUCAAGAUCUUCGUCCAACGAGAGCGCCAUUUCUGAUGACUUCAACGAUUCGUCAGAGGGGUUUAUAGUGGUUCAAAAAACCCGAAGAAAGUCAUCGUCCAUACCAACACUGACCAACAGUGGUAGGUCCUAUUCAAGUUCUUUGACUAGACCUCCGUUUGAUGUUAAUACAAUGAGAAGGGAGAGUAGCGGAAACAUUCUUACCAGCAAAAGCGUAAAUGAACCUUGGAAAAUCCUAAAACCAGGGACGUCAAGUGCAGAUAAAUCAGGGAGUGCAGGCUCAGAUAUGGGUAUUAACAGCGUUGGAAGCUCAACAACCACUCUUGAUGAAAUCUUAACUAAAUCAAAGUCAAACACAAAGCUGGAUACGAGACCAAAGAGUAAGAUAACGGCACCAUUGCGUAUUUCACAAAAAGAACGCAAACUAAGGGAACGGGAAGAAUCUGAAAAAGCUGCCAAGGUUGAUGGGAACAAGGGUGAGAAAGACCCCAAGAGUGGUAAAGCUCCUUGGGCUAGUUCGAGCGUAUGGGGAAUGAAUGCACCAAGAGUUGUAGCAAGUAGUGACGACCCAGUCGCAGUUGAACUUCCUUCUGGCAUUGUCCAUGCAGAGCUGAAUACUGCUACUUUACUUGCAUCCAACAAAAUGAACACCGUUCAUUUCCCAUCAUUAGAAGAGUUGAGAAGUGUUAAAGUCAACGGAAAAGUAGCUAACGAUAGUGUCUUUCCUGUUAUCGGUUCCAAUUCGAGCACCACGCUUUUAAAUGAUCCUGGUCAUUAUGACGGGUUCAAUGGAGGUAUGUCCGCUUCUUCUUCUAUGAAUUCAUCGGCUGCUCUAAAUAUUGCAAAAACAAAGUCCUUAGAAGAAAUAAGAGAGGAAGAAGAAUUUGCCAAAUGGUGGAAGGAAGAAAGCGAAAGAGUCCAAAGAGCACUCAAGCACCCCGAAGACACCAAUACAAGGAUUGGAGGUGGGCGCAGAGAUUCGAACAGCAACAAUAAUGGUAACAGUUCCCGAGGAAACCGAGGAAACCGAGGCAAUAGAGGAGGCAGAGGAAGAGGUGGAGUUAAGAACGGAGGACGAGGCGGAAGAGGGAAGUCCAAAGUUGGGAAUAGAUAUGAUGAUGUUCAAGUUCAGAUAUAAUCAUAUUUAUGGGUGUGUAUAUAUAUAAAGAGAGACAUUCGUAAGAGGUG
Messenger RNA from Pichia membranifaciens NRRL Y-2026, 4912 nucleotides. RefSeq lists its product as hypothetical. The transcript has a single exon. Lineage: Eukaryota; Fungi; Ascomycota; Pichiomycetes; Pichiales; Pichiaceae. The record is from RefSeq and is a predicted model, not a curated record. The coding region runs from base 210 to 4862 and encodes 1550 amino acids.